Molecule: messenger RNA, 661 nt
Organism: Asparagus officinalis (garden asparagus)
Lineage: Eukaryota; Viridiplantae; Streptophyta; Magnoliopsida; Asparagales; Asparagaceae
Exons: 5
Coding region: 122-661 (179 amino acids)
Molecular function (GO): zinc ion binding; nucleic acid binding
Source: RefSeq, a predicted model, not a curated record
UUCCACCCCCAUUUACUGUUUUUAUCCUCGUCCGCCAUUUUCUUCUCUUCUCGCGCAGAUCCCAACCAAAAUUUAGGGCUAGGCUUUUAUCCGUCACCCUGUCCUCGAUCGGAACCCUAGCAUGGGCGGAAGCGAAAAAUCACCGACGGCCAGGUCCGAUUCGGAUCCCUCGAGAUCGGUGACAGUCAUCAGCAGCAGCGACGAAGAGGGGACUAACAAGGAUUUGAUCGUCGAGAGACAUCUGAAGAGGGAGAGAUCGGAAGCUGUGGAUGUUGCAUUCAAAGAAGAGGAGUCAGUGGGUACAACUGAUUCUGCGAUCACAAGUGUGAAUGAAAUGCCUGACAAUGCAGUUUUGAGAAAGCUUUUGCGUGGUCCAAGAUACUUUGAUCCUGGUAAUAGAGAUUCAGGUGCUUGCUUCAAUUGUGGCGAGGAAGGUCAUCCUGCCACUGACUGCACUGUGAAGAGGAAGGAGAAAAGGAGAAACCAUGUUUUAUCUGUGGGACGUUUGGCCACUAUGCUAAGCAUUGUAUGCAGGAAAUACAGUGCUAUGUUUGCAAGAACUAUGGACACCUUUGUUGUGUCGACUCUGUUGAUAGUGGUCCAAGAGAUCUCUCCUGUUACAAUUGUGCCCAAGCCGGUCACACUGGUCAAGGAUGUAUAA